AUGCCGCAAAGGUGCGAAUAUAGAGAAUGGCUUGAUAAUGCCAUUAGAAAUAAUCAAAUUAUCAAAUAUGAUUAUAAUACAUUUAAUGAUAUAACGCCUAUCGGACACGGGUCAUUCGGAAAAGUUUCCAGUGCAAUAUCCUCUAAAGUUAAAAGCAAAGUAGCCUUAAAAUCUAUUAAAAUUAAUCCAGAUUUUACGAUAGAACUACUGGUUAACGAGCUCAAACAGCAUAAUCGUAUUGGUUCACAUAAUAAUAUUUUAAAAUUCUAUGGAAUCAUUGAAGGUGAAAUUGAAAUUGAUGAUGUUGAUAAUAGCCAACCAGAUAUAAUCAACAUCAUUCAAGGGCUAACUAAUGGAAUUGAUGCUGAUUCUGAAAUUUUCCAUGAAUUAUACGAAGUUUUAAGUUCAACAUCAAAUUCAACAACAAAUAUUAGUGAAGCUUUAAAUUUAGCAGCAAAUAUUAAUGAAAUUUCUAUUUCACCAUCAAAUUUUGAUGAAGAACCUGUCAUAAAGAUCGAUUCAAAAACUCUAGAAUAUAUAGAUAAUAAUAUCAAAGACUCUGAUAAGCAGUUUUUACAACAAUUAGUGCAACUUUUUUUUAAUCAUAUAAAUUCUUCUGAAGAACCCAAAUCGCUUGUUAAUAAAAUUGAAGGUUUAAUUAAAGAUUAUAACGAAAAUUCAGAUAAAGCAUUUAAAAAAUUAUUAAAACAUCAAGGACAGCCAACAUUUUCACAUCUAAUUGGCUUUUUCUACGACUAUGGAAUUGGUAUUAAGGUUAACAAGCGAAAAGCUCAGAAGAU
Molecule: messenger RNA, 800 nt
Organism: Dentiscutata erythropus
Lineage: Eukaryota; Fungi; Glomeromycota; Glomeromycetes; Diversisporales; Gigasporaceae
Source: the annotation of a GenBank genome assembly